GAAGUGUUUGUCUGACAGACUGUUUGUGUGAACACUAAUCAAUCGAUUACUCAAUCAUACAAUGAAUUCAAUUCACUUCAUGUGACCAUUGAGUGAAUGAACAACAAAACAAUCACUUCUUAAUUCAUUCAUUCAUUUCUUCAUUCAUUGAAAGCAAUUGUUUGAAAACUGCUUUUUAAUUGCUAUUACUUUGCGAUCACAUCAUUACUGAUUGUCUCCCGAAAUCACCAUUACUUUCAUUGUUUUCGUUUGUUUUCAACUAAUUAUUGGCUCAAAUUUCUUAACUAAAUCUCAUUUUUAGUGUUUUUGGUUUCAGUUAAUUAGUGCCCAAAUCAGACAAAUUGGUUUCCCUUUGACUCAACUGUUAGUGUCUUGUGAUCACCGAUGGAUUCGUUCAAUGAUUUAGCCGCGAAUGGCGGACAUAAUGGGCAACAAAUGCCACAAAUGAGCGCUGAGUCGACGGCUAGAGUGCGGCCGCCAUCCGACCACUACCUGACAGACCAUAUGCCGCCUCAACACAGAACUCAUUACAACUCACCGCCGAUGGAGACACAGAUGAGACGACCCAACACUUCGUACAACGACUCGAUCAGUGAACUCACAAAACAAACCAAUUUAUUGUCGUUUGGAGUGAACGAUAAAAACAAUUACAACAGUAUUGGCGGCGCAGGAGAUCUCAGCAACAACUCGUGGAUUGCCUCAGAACCCAAAGGGCAGUCCUCUCAGAGUCUUUCCAGCGGUUCAAUGGCGGGCCUAAUGGACAGCAAGUUAUCUCCUUUUGCCAAAGAAUUCAUACCGCGAACGACGAUGAGUUACCCGACGGCCCCAUCCGUGUCCAACGGCUGGAACGCCAAUCCCGGUCGUGUGGAUCCAGUGGACAGAGACUUCGAUGACUUCAUUGCGUGCACUUAUUUGAGGGAAUUUAUCGAUACGAUUACUAUUAAACCG
Molecule: messenger RNA, 948 nt
Organism: Oppiella nova
Lineage: Eukaryota; Metazoa; Arthropoda; Arachnida; Sarcoptiformes; Oppiidae
Source: the annotation of a GenBank genome assembly